Molecule: messenger RNA, 2588 nt
Organism: Trifolium pratense (red clover)
Lineage: Eukaryota; Viridiplantae; Streptophyta; Magnoliopsida; Fabales; Fabaceae
Product: CSC1-like protein HYP1
Exons: 11
Coding region: 143-2326 (727 amino acids)
Cellular component (GO): plasma membrane
Molecular function (GO): calcium-activated cation channel activity
Source: RefSeq, a predicted model, not a curated record
UCAUCACUCUUGCUGGGUUGGGUCCUGAGGAUACUGUGCUUACUUGGAAUAACACUGCCACCAAAAUCGAACACCAUCAAGACUAUAGUUGUGUUAUCAGGCAUACAAAGUUGAUUUGCUGGUUUCGAUCUAGAUUUAAAUAAUGAUUCUUUCUGCUCUUCUAACUUCAGUUGCAAUAAAUCUUGGCCUUUGUUUUAUAUUUUUCACCCUGUACUCUAUAUUGAGGAAGCAGCCUGGUAAUAUUAUUGUCUAUGCACCACGCUUAGUUUGUCAAGGAAGACUCCAAGAGGGCGCUCAAUUUAACUCGGCAUGUUUGUUACCUACUGCCGGUUGGGUGAGAAGAGCAUGGGAGCCUUCUGAUGAUGAAUUUAUAUCAACUGCAGGCUUAGAUGCUUUUGUCUUCAUCCGUAUAUUUGUCUUUAGCUUAAAAGUAUUUACUUUUGCUGGAAUUGUCGGGACACUCAUUCUUCUUCCGAUUAAUUAUAUGGGGACUGAGAUUCGUGAUAAUUCUGACUUUCAGAACAAGUCCUUGGAUUCCUUCAGUAUUUCAAAUGUUAACAAUGGUUCACACGGGUUAUGGGUUCAUUUUUGCGCUGCUUAUGUUUUCACUGGAGUUGUCUGCAUUCUUCUUUAUUAUGAGUAUGCGUACAUUGCAUCAAAAAGAAUUGCUUGCUUCUAUUCCUCGAAGCCGCAGCCUCAUCAGUUUACCAUAUUAGUGCGAGGUAUUCCUGUUCCACCUGGAUGUACAUGUAAUGAGGCUGUCGGGCAAUUCUUCAUGGAGUAUCACCCUUCUGAUUAUCUUACACAUUCAGUUGUCCGUCGAAGCAGCAAACUUCAAAUUCUAGUUACUGAUGGAGAGAGACUGUACAAAAGGUUUACCCAACUAAAAAAUAAAGAUGACUCUCCACAAAGGCAUAGGCGUGAUGGAUUUUUGGGACUUUUUGGACAUAAAGUUGAUAUGUUAGAUCAUUAUGAAAAGACAUUGGGAAACAUUGCAGAUAAUGUGAGAAUAGAACAGUCUUCAAUGGCAGGAAAGGAAGUUCCAGCUGCCUUUGUCUCGUUUAAGUCACGAUAUGGUGCGGCAAUAGCUUUGAACAUGCAAGAGGGUAUCAAUCCCACACACUGGAUCACUGAACAAGCUCCAGAGCCUCAUGAUGUUUAUUGGCCUUUCUUUUCUGUGACUUUCAUUAGAAGAUGGAUCAGCAAACUGGUGGCUUAUGUUGCCUGCAAUGCUCUUACAAUUCUAUUUUUAAUCCCGGUUGCACUCGUUCAAGGUCUUACCCAUCUUGAUCAAUUGGAAACCAUGUUCCCUCCUCUGAAAAGCAUUCUGAGACUAAAAGUUGUGAGCCAAAUUAUCACAGGAUACCUUCCCAUUCUGAUUCUUCAGGCAUUUCUGUCUUUUGUGCCAGCUAUUAUGAUUAUGCUUUCAUCCUUGCAAGGAUACAUUUCAUGGAGUCGGAUACAAAAAAGUGCAUGCAAUAAAGUAUUAUGGUUUACCAUAUGGAACAUUUUCUUUGCAAACGUAUUAUCAGGGUCAACUAUCUACCGAUUGAAUUACUUGCUUGAGCCUAAAGAGUUUCCUAGAGUACUAGCUGAAGCUGUACCAGCACAGGCAUCGUUCUUCAUGGCAUAUAUUGUGGCAUUCGGAUGGACUAAUAUAGCAUCAGAACUUUUUCAAUUGAUUCCACUUUUUUACAAUUAUGUAAAUAGAUUUUUUGGUGGAGACUGUAGCAAAGAUUUUGAAGCACCAUCAAUUCCUUACCACAUGGAAAUUCCCAGGAUUGUUUUCUUUGGUCUUCUCGGUGUAACAUACUUUAUCCUUGCUCCUCUCAUGCUGCCAUUUCUCUUGGUCUACUUUUGUUUGGGAUACAUCAUUUACCGCAACCAGCUAUUAUAUGUUUAUGUGCCUAAAUUCGAGACUGGAGGAGAAUUUUGGCCUGUAGUACACAACUACACAAUUUUUUCAUUGGUACUAAUGCAAACCAUAGUGAUUGGGAUAUUUGGGCUGAAGAAGCUUCCAGUAGCAUCCGGCUUGACUCUUCCUCUUCCUAUUGUCACACUUCUUUUCAAUGAGUACUGCCAGAAGAGGUUCUUUCCUAUAUUCCAGGCCUUUCCUGCUGAAUGUUUGAUCAAGAAAGAUAGACAAGAUCAAAAUGAUCCUAACAUGUCUGAAUUUUAUGAUAAGUUGAACAAAGCAUAUAAUGAUCCAGCUCUGAUGCCAAUCAAGUAUUCCGGAAGGUUUAGUAGUCGCAGGUCUCCCUUACUUGGUAGCUCAGAACCCAAAACUAUGAGCAGGGAGAGUUCAUCAGAAGACAUGAUUGUAUAAGAAAAAUUACUUGUUUAAGUAGAUGAUUUAAGCCUUUAAUUUUUCUUGAAUUAAGAGAAAUUACUUGUUUUAGAAUAUAAAGUUCAGUAGAAUUCAGCUUUAUAUGUAGACCUUGUAUACAAAUCUUUGCCAACAUAUUUGUAGACUAUCAGAUGAAACAUUGCUGCACAAUUAUAGUCUACACUACAUGUGCUUGAAUAAAUAAAUAUUUUUGUAACCAUAUUGUACAAACAUAAGAUAAAGUUUAAAUUUUUGUGAGCUA